UUCCAGCGCACUUGGGGGCGGGGCCCGGCCAGCUAGAUCCGGGAGCGGAAAGCUGGGACCCGCCGGGCCGAAGGAAGGGUGAGGGACGGUCGCUGGUCCUGCCAGAUAAUGCUGAGCGGAGCAUGCCGCAGGCUCGCCUUGGCCCAGCUGGGCACACGCGCACAGACGUCUGCGGUCGCCCAUAGGUGCUUGCAUGCGUCGGGGUCGCGGCCCUCGGCAGACCGGAGGGAAAAGGCAGGGGAGCCGCCCUGCGGCUUCGACCCGGCGCUGCUGGAGUUCCUGGUGUGCCCGCUCUCCAAGAAGCCGCUCAGAUAUGAAGCAUCAACGAAUGAAUUGAUAAAUGAAGAGCUAGGAAUAGCCUAUCCAAUCAUUGAUGGAAUUCCUACUAUGAUACCACAGGCAGCUAGGAUGACACAUCAAACUAAGAAGCAAGAAGAAAUGGAACAACACUAGGUUCUAAUUUUUUAAAAAGCCACCACAACAACUAAAUUUUCUUAGUACCGUAUACCUUUUAAAGCAGAGUGGAGGGUAAUAAGUGGAGGAGAAGAAUGUUUCUGUCUCUUCCUACAUUAACUGUUCUUAUUCCACUGGUCUCUUUAGCAGGACUGUUCUACUCAGCCUCUGUGGAAGAAAACUUCCCCCACGGCUGCACUAGCACAACCAGUCUUUGCUUUUACAGUCUGCUCCUGCCCAUCACCAUACCAGUGUAUGUGUUCUUCCAUCUUUGGACUUGGAUGGGUAUUAAACUCUUCCGGCAUAAUUGAUGGAACCACAGCCAAGAUGGUAUCUAUAUAUUGAUAUGUCUUGGGUGUCUAUCUUUGAAAGUUCAACUGAGUGGAAAAACUGGAGACCCAUUUAAUUUUCGGGACAGAUGGUUUUGCCUUGCUUAUGUCAAGCUUAGGACGAUGGGAGGCUUAAGCUGCACAAGCUUCUUUUAUUAUACCCUUGCUCUGCCUUUCUUUUCUGAAGGUUCUGACUUAAUAAUUGCUGUAGCAGAAGAAACACGUUGGCAGUAUCUUGUUGGACAUUAACACAUCUGAUGACUAAUUCUUAUUCAUCUAUUUAGUCAUUUGAAAUUUUGUUUGAAUAGCUUAAAGGUAUUAGGUAAAGUCACCAGUAGAGAACACUGAAAUAAUUCCAAAGGAGCUAUGUUGGAAUGGUUAUAGAGAAAUGCAUUUGCACUAUUGUGUUAUAAAACCAUAAAAUAAAAUGGAAAUUUCAUGUACUUAGAAAAAUUCUGAGUUUGUAAAAUUUCCUUCAUUUCUUUGGCAUCCGAUGCUUACAUUAAUAAAAAAGUAAGAUGUUGACACUUUUCCAUAAAAAAUAAACUAGUUUGCAGUAGG
This is a messenger RNA of Nycticebus coucang (slow loris), 1343 nucleotides long. It is a transcript of the gene PYURF, whose product is annotated as PIGY upstream open reading frame. Lineage: Eukaryota; Metazoa; Chordata; Mammalia; Primates; Lorisidae. The transcript is spliced from 2 exons. The coding region runs from base 109 to 453 and encodes 114 amino acids. The record is from RefSeq and is a predicted model, not a curated record.